Giardia duodenalis is the source of this 1791-nucleotide messenger RNA. RefSeq names its product Kinase, NEK. Gene Ontology annotation, biological process: protein phosphorylation. Lineage: Eukaryota; Fornicata; Diplomonadida; Hexamitidae. Bases 1 to 1791 code for a protein of 596 amino acids. The record is from RefSeq and is a predicted model, not a curated record. Gene Ontology annotation, molecular function: protein kinase activity; ATP binding; protein binding. The transcript has a single exon.
AUGGUCGCCCCGGGCGUCCCCGCUGGCUAUGAGCAGCUGGCCGUGCUGGGUAAUGGGGCAUUCGGGAAGGUGUACAAGGUAAGGAGGCAGUCUGACGGGGUUAUAAUGGCUCUUAAAAUAAUCGACCUGAGCGCACUGUCGUCAAAUGCGCAAGAGGUUUUGCGCAAUGAGACAGAGCUUUUCUCACUAUUAGAGCAUCGCAACUUGGUCAAGUGUUACGAGACCUUCCAAAACGCAGCGGCUGGUGAACAGUACGUAGCCAUGGAGCUUUGUGAGAGGUCUCUGAAGGACCUCAUACUGGAGUGUCGGCGCUCACAGAAACACCUUCCAGAGAAGACUAUCUGGCUCUACGCAGCACAGAUCCUCCAGGGUGUCUCUUACCUCCACUCCAGGUACAAGCCGAAUGACACAAGACUCAAGUGCAUCAUUCAUCGUGAUUUGAAGCCUGACAACAUUCUGCUCACCGGCGACUCCAUGAUAAAGAUAUGCGACUUUGGGAUUUCGAGGCCACUGGGAGUUGUUUCUAAGGCAGUGACACUAGCGGGCACCUACCAUUACAUGGCGCCCGAAAUAAUCAAGGGCCAAAAGUACACGGAGAAGGUGGAUGUCUGGUCAAUUGGAUGCGUGGUUUAUGAGCUCUGCACACUCAAGGUGCCUACUUUUGACACCCUUUUUUCUUCUGGGCAGCCAUCAAUGGAGUUCAUCUCUUUUACCUUGCCUGACAUGUACAGUACUGAGCUGAAGAAAUUCAUUGAGUGGUGCCUCAUAAUACGGCAAGACGAUAGACUUUCUGUGUAUGAGUUACUUAGCUACCCGCCGAUAAAGGCCAUUAUCGCCGAAAGUGCGAUUGCUCCUCCGACCAAGCCUGCCGUAAAUGCUCCUGUAGAGAAUAAGCACAAGAUGUUUGAGACCGAUGAGGUCAAUGCACCCUCUAAACCGGGGAAUGCUGCGAAGGACCCUGGCCCUGCCCGCUCUCCGGCUGCCCCUGCUCCCGCUCCUGCGAAAAACGCCUCAUCCACUCCUGUUCUCCUCUCGGGAUUCACCGAAGAACAGCCCAGGGCUAUUACACGACAGGUUAAGAAGGAGUGCUAUUUUGAUAAGAACAAUAACACGAAUCUAAUGCUGAUGGUGCUAUCUGGUGCAUCCGUUGAGACUAUCAGGGCCAAUUUGCACCUAUGCAAGUUUAUUAAUAAAGAUGGCGAAACGGCGCUGCACAUGGCUGUUGAUAAACAAGCGCGUGCAUACGUUGAGCUACUGGCCCCAAGGGAGGCCACUAUACGACUGCGAGAAGCUGUCUUCUCGUCUGUUCGCAACUUUCCAAUCAAGUCGAAGAAGCUGUACAAUGUGUCGGCUAUGAUGCUCGCUGCUCUGUACGGAAUGUCAGACAUAGUUGAUGUGCUCCGGCCAUACGAGUCUGGGCUUCAAAGUGCUGAAGGAUAUACCGCUCUGAUGUUGGCUAUCCUUGCUGGGUCAACGACUUCAGCGACUCUCCUCCUCCAUGAGGCCACUCGCCAAACGCAGCGCGGUGAAACAGCCUUACUUUUCGCCGCCAAAGUGGGAAACAAAGACCUUGUAGAUAGGCUAAUACCCUAUGAGGCUAAAGUAGUGACUAACUAUGGGUCCACUGCUUUGAUGGAAGCGUGUAGAGCAGGGAACAUGUCCAUUGUCAAGCAGCUCCUUCCUCACGAAGGCCGUCUAGUUGUAUAUGAUAUGAACGUCAAUCUUCCACACAUCACCAAGGGUUUCGCCAACAAGCAGGAAAUCAAGCAGUUACUUAUCCGGCUCGGCUAA